ACUAGGCAGAGGUCACCCCCAAGGUGGAACCCGAGCACAUGGGCCCUAGAUGGAAGGCCUGCCCUGCAGAUGGCCCGGGAGGCUUCCUGUGGGCCCCCAACGACGUGGGCGCAGCGUGAGUUCCUACCUCCUGGCAAGUCCUGGGAGCUGCCUGGCUUCUCCCAACAAGCCUUCCGCCAGUUGGCCCUGCGGCGGCCCCCCUACACUGACCUCAAGGCCCAGCACCCCCCUCUUCCAAGAUGAGGCCAGGAAGAGGCAGGUGGUCACCAGGACACUGCAGGAGCUGCAAGAAGGCCAGCGGCUCAAGCUGCGGAGUGAGGCCAGAGCUCCCCCGCUAGACGCCAGUGGCCACAUCCUGCCUCGCAAGGGCUUCAGGAAGUACCAGCAUGUGUCCGCUGGAGGAAGGUUCGAGCCCCAUGGCCUGCAGCUCAUGCCCAACCCGCUGCCCACUGAGCUGGCACGGAGCUGGCCCUGCCCCAACCCCCUGCCCCACUACCAGGAGAAAGGGCAGAAGCUAGCCCCACUGCCUGGUGUGCCACUCAGCCCGCAGCUGCUGCUCAACUACCAGGCACUGAUCGAGAGCCAGCUGGCCCUGCCCUGCUACUACCUCUCCACCAUGCAGCAAAGCCAUCACUUGCUGAGCUUCAGGAAGCGGCUUGCUUGUCAUGUGUAGCUGGGCACCAGGCCCAGUCUCUGGGUAUCAUCUGCUGCCCCUCGUCAGGCCUCCUGAGUGGCUGCAGGCCCCCAGCUUCUUCUGACCACAGCCUCUCCUCCACCACCCCAGGCUCUGGUCACUUCUGUAUCCCGGGACCUUCAGGAGAUGAAGCUGAAAUGCUCUUU
Messenger RNA from Erinaceus europaeus (western European hedgehog), 840 nucleotides. RefSeq names its product testis expressed 52 (gene TEX52). Bases 50 to 673 code for a protein of 207 amino acids. NCBI's taxonomy places the organism in Eukaryota, Metazoa, Chordata, Mammalia, Eulipotyphla, Erinaceidae. The record is from RefSeq and is a predicted model, not a curated record. The transcript is spliced from 4 exons.